CUCACCAAUUCUAAAUAAUAACAAGACAAUAGAUAUCGUUACAACUGCUGAUAGUGACAAUAACCAAGCAGUAAAUAUUGUUACAAAUAUUGAAAGUGACAAUGAUACUAAUAGUAUAGAUGAUGAUGAUGAAUCGCUCGUAAAACAAAAUGAAUUACCUGUGGAACAACAAGAUGAAUCGCUUGUGAAACAAGAUAAAUCACUUGUGGAACAACAAG
Molecule: messenger RNA, 218 nt
Organism: Racocetra persica
Lineage: Eukaryota; Fungi; Glomeromycota; Glomeromycetes; Diversisporales; Gigasporaceae
Source: the annotation of a GenBank genome assembly